UUUAAAAAGCAGGCACCCAUCCCUUUUGGCGUUCUGGGGUUCUGUGGGAGUGGACGCUGGAGAGGACAACCAAGUCACCAAUGUGCAGGAUUAUAGCGACACCUGGCUCUGGUCUGAGUGGCGUCCUUCCUUUGCGGAGUUGCAGAGAUCUGCCGGGGGCGUGGCCACUUUCCGGGGGGCGUGGCCUCAGGGUCGGAGGGCACCCGAAGCGGGUGUCAUGGCGACCUCCAUGCUGGGUUCUGUCCGCGGCCCAAGGCCAUUCGGUUUGGCUAACCUGUUCCAUCGCCAGCCGCCUCGGGAUGCGUGGGAACGUGUGCGGCGCCUGCCGGGGCCCUCGGCGGUCCGGCGCAGCGUGGCGGCGGCCAGCGGGCCAGGCAUCCCCGGUUCCCACCUCUACUGCCUGGAGCUGCUGAGGAAACGAGAUUAUGAAAGCUACUUGUGUUCCUUACUGUUCCCUGCAGAGUGUCAAAGGUCUGCUUCUGCACUGCGGGCCUUCAAUGUGGAACUGGCUCAGGUUAAGGACUCAGUCUCUGAGAAAACAAUUGGACUGAUGCGCAUGCAGUUCUGGAAAAAAGCUGUGGAAGAUAUGUACUGUGACAACCCACCACACCAGCCGGUGGCCAUUGAACUCUGGAAGGAAAAAAAUCUGGAUGACAAAGCGUACCGCAGUAUGCAGGAACUUGAAAAUUAUGCUGAGAAUACGCAGGGUUCCCUGCUCUACCUGACACUGGAGGUGCUGGGCGUGAAGGAUCUUCAUGCAGAUCAUGCUGCAAGCCACAUUGGAAAGGCACAAGGCAUUGUCACGUGCUUGAGAGCAACACCCUAUCACAGUAGCAGGAGACAGGUGUUCCUGCCCAUGGAUGUCUGUGUGCAGCAUGGUGUUUCACAAGAGGACUUUCUACGGAGGAACCAAGAUAAAAAUGUGAGAGAUGUAGUAUAUGACAUUGCCAGCCAGGCCCACUUGCACCUAAAGCAUGCGAGGUCCUUCCACAGAAGCGUCCCUGCGGAAGCGUUUCCUGCUUUUCUUCAGACGGUUUCUCUAGAGGACUACUUAAAGAAAAUCCAGCGAGUAGACUUUGAUAUAUUCCAUCCGUCUUUACAGCAGAAGAACAUGUUACUUCCAUUAUCUUUGUAUAUUCAAUCAUGGAGAAAAAGAUACUAAAAUGAUUUUAUGUUGCUCAUACUGAUUUACUUUUAGUUUAUUGGUUUAAAAAAAAUGUGUGGUCUGAGUUUUUUUUUUUAAAGAAACAUUAAAAGCUAACGUGUGUGUGUGUGUGUGUGUGUGUGUGUGUGUGUCCGCAUGUGCCUUUGUCAAUUUAUGUGCAAGAAUCCACAGAGGCCAGAGGGUGUCAGAUAACCAUGGAACUGGAGUCACUGGUGGUUGUGAGCCACCUGAUGUGGAUACGGGAACUUCUGUAAGAGUUCUUAACCGCUAAGCCAGCUUCCCAGCCUUGGAAACUAACAUUUUACUUAAGGAGAAAGGCACUGUUGCUCGGGUUAAGGUAGCUCACAGAUCAGCUGCAGAACUUCAGUGGGGCUGGCAUGCCAGACGGGGCUGCUGAGCCAUUACUGGGAAGUUGAGAUCCUAGGAAGAGCCGGGUGGGAGGGAAAGGCAGCACCUUCCCGUGUCUCAUCCUUAGGAUUCAAAGGUUUAGGACCACACUGCACCAUGCCGGCAUGAGAUGCUCCGUGGAGCUGCCAGAUGUAUUUUUAGAGCAUGAAAAUGAACUUUAAGUCUAAGUGGUUGUUAAGCUGUAUAACCCUAAUGCUAGCCUUCCUAACCAAAAAAUGUAUCCAUAGUGAUGAAAGGCCUCGGAGUUUAAGAUAAGCAGCGCUCAUCACAGUUGGAGCCUUAUUUAGCUUCUUUCCGGGUCGUCCGGAAGCUUUCCCUUUCUUACUACCCCAGCUGACUGAGCCACAGCCUCGGUUGUUCAGCAUCAGCUCGGCUGUGACUCCAUAUCAGUGGGAAUUAUACUAACAGGAUUGCUCUGAGCAGCCAUCAAGAGGUUGUGCAUUUUGUUUGUUUGUUUGCUUUUUUUGAGGCAGGAUUUACUUUGUCUGACUUGGCUACCCUAGAAAUUGCCAGGUAGACUAGGCUGGCCUUGAACUUCUAGAACCUCUGCUUCAGGGACUAAAGGUGUGUACCACUACACCCAACAGGAAAUGUGCAUAUUUUAAAAGAUUUAUUUCUUAUUAUAUGUAAGUAUACUGUAGCUGUCUUCAGACAUGCCAGAGGAUGGCAUCAGAUCUCAUUAUGGAUGGUUGUGAGCCAUCAUGUGGUUGCUGGGAUUUGAACUCAGAACCUUCGGUGCUCUUAACCGCUGAGCCAUUUCUCCAGCCCUAGAAAUGUGCAUUUUUAAUUUAUUUUAUUUAUUUACUUAUUUUGUUUUUCCCCAGACAGUAUUUCUCUGUGUAGCCUUAGCUGUCUUAGAACUUGCUCGAACUCAAAGAUCCACUUACUUCUGCCUCCAAAGUUCCAGGAGUCAAGUGGCUAAAUUUUAGAUUAUAAAACACUUACUGGUUGCACAGAUUAAAAGUAUUUACAUGGCUGCUCUCUAGCAGAUUAGGAUGAUGAGUGAGACAUUCCUGUGACCAGGUUUGUGGCAAGUCCUUCCAGCUUUUUCCAGGCUCUUAUUUCUCCCAUUUCCGUGGUUCUUGGCAGGUGACUCUAGUCUUUGUUUUAGCUAUGAAUUAGUGUUUACUUUAGUUGUGCAUUAGUAAUAGUUUAAAAUAAUACAGUUUUGCAAAUAAAAUCCAAAAGAGAACGUUGGAAGGGCAAGGCUAUAGGGCUCGAGUCGCCUUAGCCUUCCCAGUGCCUUCUGAUUGACAGCACCUGGGAGUCAUUGCAUGGGUGCGUGAGGGCCCAGUUGCUUGUGUCAGCAAGUAUUUGUUUGAUUCUGGUGCUGCAAGGCUGUCUCCGGGGAGUCUUCCAGCUAAUCCUCAGAGGCAAGUACAUGGAAACGGGACUCACUUCUUGGGAUUCUGAAGCAGCCUGGGUUGAAGAGUUCCCGAGUCUUUGUUAGCAUUGUGGCCAGUGUUUGGAGAUAAAUUUGGCAGCAACUGCUAAAUAUCUUGGCUCCUGCCAAAGGGUCUUAAAGAGAGCAGAGACUCGGCUGAAUCCUUAGUGGCUCAGCAAACACUUGAGCACUUUCUAAGAUGCUUUGAUUUGAUGUUACAGACUUGAUGAGCUGAAGUUUCCUCAAGGCUAAAAUGAGAGCAUCAUUUAGUGUUGUUAAUUUCCUGGCAUGAAGAACUCUCUUAGUCCAAA
This is a messenger RNA of Mus musculus (house mouse), 3268 nucleotides long. RefSeq names its product NADH:ubiquinone oxidoreductase complex assembly factor 6 (gene Ndufaf6). The coding region runs from base 218 to 1162 and encodes 314 amino acids. Gene Ontology annotation, cellular component: cytoplasm; mitochondrial inner membrane. NCBI's taxonomy places the organism in Eukaryota, Metazoa, Chordata, Mammalia, Rodentia, Muridae. The transcript is spliced from 8 exons. Gene Ontology annotation, biological process: mitochondrial respiratory chain complex I assembly. The record is from RefSeq and is a predicted model, not a curated record.